UACGAAUUACAAGACGUAUUCGCUAUGAUGUAUGUUUUUAUGUUUGUAUACUAUAAAUUAAGCUAUACAUUAGUGAGCUUUAUGAAUGCUGCUAGGUGUAUAUUUCAUUUUGUUUGGACAUAGCCUUGUCUCAUUGUUUCCAGUAUUUCUUUAAGCUAACCCGCUAACCUGGCUACAGCUUGCUAAUUUUCACAUUUACUGUACAGACUUGUAUUACGCUUCCCACCGGCAUUAAAGCGAAUAAGCACACUCCUAAUUAACUUAAGGAACCAUUUCACCUGUUUAGCUCUGAGCUGUACAAGGCAGCUCAUUGUGUAGCGGGCGCUAGGACCCAGCGGAGAAACCACCUCUGGGUUCCCGACCAGCGGAUCGGUAGAGUGCCGACUGUAUCUGUCAGCGGUGGCUCCACACACACACACAUUCACUCCUUCAUGGGCCCGCAUUCAAAUUUCAACAACUCACUCUAAGAUGGACAGCGUCAAAAGAGGAAUGGAAACAAACGGCAGCAAAUCGAUGGAGGUGUUGGUGAGUGAGCUGGGCGUCCUGCUGCAGAUGCUGGACCAGGAGAGCCUCAGCUCCUCCACGCAGGAGAAGAAGACCUCUGUGUGGAACCUCCUGCAGCAGAUACAGCCAUCAGUUUCAGGAACAGACUACAUCUACAUGAACUCAGCAGUGUACAGAAAUGGCACCAGCUUCGUAGAGUCCCUCUUCGAGACAUUUGACUGCGAGCUUGGAGACCUAAAGGAUGUUACAGGUGUAACAGAUGUGAAAGAAGACAAGAACACGCAGACGGACACUUCAAAUCAGCAGAACUGUGCAGGCUUGCCAGCCCCGCGCUCCGCGAACUUUCCUCCCCCUCUGCCCACAACACCUCCUCCUGAGGAGUAUUAUGAGGAGGCAGUGCCCCUCAGUCCCGGCAAGUUGCCCGAGUACAUCAUCACACGAGUCAGGCCUAGCCCUCCCAACUCUAUAGAGGAUGGGUAUGAAGAUGCUGAAAACAACUACCCCGCUACCUGCAUAAACACGCACCGCAAGAACUCAUCAGACAACGACUCCGAUGCUCUGAGCAGUUCCUACGAGUCCUACGAGGAGGACGAGGAAGAGAGGAGCCCCGGCGUCGGACUCACUCAUCAGUGGCCCUCGGAUGAGAGCUCCAUGCCUCCUGCCAGGGACUGUCGCAUCUGCGCCUUCCUGCUGCGGAAGAAACGUUUCGGCCAGUGGGCGAAACAGCUCACCGUCAUACGGGAGAAAAGACUACAGUGCUAUAAGAGCUCUAAGGACACAAACCCCUAUGUGGACCUGCUCCUGCCCCAAUGCACCGUGGUCUACGCACCCAAAGACAGCAAGAGGAAGCACCAUGAACUCCGUUUCACCUUACCCAAUGGAGAUGCACUGGUGCUGGCUGUGCAAAGCAAGGAGCAGGCCCACAGAUGGCUCAGGGUUGUUAGAGAGGUGAGCGGUCAGAGCGCCGGGCCUGAGGAAUCUGCGUCUCCCAUCAUUCCAAGAAAAACUGAACUUGACAAGAGGCUGUCUGCAGAGAGGAACACAUCAGACUCGGACAGUGUGGGUGUGUCGACUGUUGAGAACUGCAGAGAGAAUGGCAAGGUGAAGCGGGGGGCUUUCGCUGCGGGCCGCAAAAUCACGCGCAUCAUCAGCUUCUCCAAGAAGAAGCCCCCUCGGCCAGGAGAUCCCCGGACCUCCUACACCGACCCUCGACGAGGCUAUGUGGCGGUGCUGGUGAAUCAGGUGUGGCGGGAGCAGUGGUGCUGUGUGUGCAGAGGCUCCCUGCACUUCUACAACGACAAAGGAGACGCUCGGACCUUCCUGCCUUCACUUCCUCUCCACGGCUGCGAGGUGGUCCCGGGGCUGGGACCCAAACAUCCCUUUGCCUUCCGAAUCCUACGGAACUGCGCGGAGGUGGCUGCUCUGGAGGCGAGCAGCUCUGAGGAACUCGGGAGGUGGCUCGGCGUCCUCUUGGCAGAGAUGGGCUCCGCGACAGAUCCAGAGUCACUGCACUACGACUACGUUGACGUGGAAACCAUCGCUAACAUCCGCAACGCUGCGCGGCAUUCCUUCCUGUGGGCCACAUCCUCCAGCAGCACCUACACAGACUCCAGAACAUAUGACGAGGUCCCUAAUGAGGACAUGCAGUCAGGGGAGGACCGCAGGCAGCAGUCUGGGAAUCAAGGGAAACGGCGCUCAAGUUUCUCCAGCAGCGACUCUGACCGAACCAAGCCUUUGGUCUCCCUCAAACGAACGGGCUCCAACGCCAACCAAUAUGGAAGGUAUGGGAAAACGCGAGCGGAAGAGGAUGCCAAGCGCUACUUGCAGGAGAAAGAGGAGCUGGAAAGAGCGAGGGAUGGGAUACGGAAUGCACUCGUGACCCUGCGGAAGGAGAAGAGAGAGCUGAAGGAGGAGCUGAAGACGGCCUCCGACAGGAGGACGUUCUCCCUGAACAAGCGCGUGUCCCAGCUGGAGGAGGCCUGUCGAGCUAAAGAGGCAGAGAGGGUGGACCAGGAGCUCCGGCUGUCUCAUGUCCAAGAAAACAUCAAGAAGAGUCUGGCCGGCGGAGCGCUGGGCGCACCUGUUGAGGCUAAACCCCCAGUUAAGGCCUCCGGCAAAAAGACGCAGAAUAUCUACAGUGAUUCUUUGCCAGUGAACUGCGCAGCGGAGAUGCGUCGGAGACCUCUUUCUGUUUACGCUUCUUCAGGAACUGUCAUGCGGAAGGCAAAGGAAUGGGAGUCAAAGAAAGAGACCUAAGAGCCGCAUCAUGGAGAGGACUGGAGGAAGAAUAAAUGGAUUUCUUUGUGACAUUCAGUCCUACCAAGGAUAACGUCACAUCCCAGACAACAGAAAACUGUAAUGAAAGAUAUCAGCCACUAGGUGGAGGUACAUCUCGCUGAAUAUUUACUCUUCUGUCUUCCUAAAAGGACUUCUCCAAAUGUGAGAAAAAGGACUUCUCACUGUCUGUGUAGCCAAGUACUUCCAUUGUCUCUGCCGACGCUUAUUCAAAUGUGGCAAACAGGAAAGAAGCAAGUAAGACACAAGAAAGGUGUAUUGAAAAGCACAUUGCAUAUUGUUGUAAUGGAAAGGCCACAAGGGAUUGCAUUCUCAUCCGGUGUUGCAUAUACGGUGAAAUGUUUAAUUGUUAAGGUGCUGUGUGAGAAAUGUGAUGUGUUGGCAAAAUAAGUUGAUGGAGGUAGUUUAAGCCACAAUGUGCCUUUCAUAUAGUAUGUUUUUUUUUCUGCCUGUACAGAGACUACUGUUACUAUGUUUUAUACUUUUAUACGUUUGUUUCUCUUCAUCAUCAUUAAUCAUACCUGUCAGAGGUAUUCAGUUAUGUGCCAUGGAGUGUGUUAUCAUUUCUUUUUGACAGCACUUCUAAGCUUCUCCUCUCAGGUUGAAGCUGUGCUACACCGCAAACAAAUCAUCUGCUGCGUAAUCCUACAUCCACUUGACUGUUUUUGGCAAACCCCUCACCAUAUGUAAUUUUAUCAACUCUUCUGCCGAACCCGUGGUUAACUUGUGCACUUUACUGUUCUCCUACCUGGAUAAGGGAAUAAUAAAUGUGUCUUAUUCUCACACAGGUGAUCUUUAAUCAAUUGUUACAGCACAGACCUAUACUUUGCAUUCUCCGUCACUGACUUAUUACUUUUAAUUUCACAUGAUAUGCUGUGAAGUAAAUAUACAGUAUAAUGGUUUCAUACAAACAAUGUAUGACAGCCAAAACAAGAAGAAGGAAGACGCACAUCGACAGCAGUCACUUAAUAAAGGCAAUUCAAUGCAGUUCAGGCAGCCUAUUGUUUACAACUAGAUGACUCAUCCUCAUUUGUUCCGUGGAAUUGUAAUUAAAUAGACGGAUACAGGCUUUGUAUCGUCACUUCUACAUGUUAAAAUGUUAGAAGCCACCCAUUCAUACAAUUAUAGGUUUCAAUACGGAGUGUGCUACAAAGAAGACUUUCUGGUUCCUAACUCAACUGCUUUUCAUCACUUUGUCGCCCUGUCUGCGGGACAAAGAGGUUUUAUUCAUGUGAUACAAAAAAAGCUUGUAUGAUCAGCUUAAAUCCAGGCAGUGGCAACUGGUAUUGGGGUCUCAAAUGAGGAGGUAUAGCAGCUUCAGGAAGUGAACAACGCAGCAGCUGGGAAAUGAACGCUCAGAGAAAGAGAUAGUAAAGCCAGUAGAGGAUAUUGACAAAGAGAAAUGCCAGGGGGAAAACUUUGCGAGAGCGGCGGUCAAUGUCGUGCGGAUUUUCCACGACGAAGACUGACACCACCCGACACAACACGUCCUUCGCCGAAGACGGGCCGCAGCCCUGUCCUGGCGCCUUGUCUUUGGCUCCAGCAUUGUUCCUCGUGUCACUGUUGGCCGACUGCUCCGCGGUGGUGGCGAUCACCAUGGACUGGUUCGGUUGGGUGGACCUGACGAUGGGGAUGGAGCUGUUCCCGUUGGAUUCAUUAAACUCCCUCUGAAGCUCCUGGUAGACGGACAGAUCACAAUGUUUUUUUAUUCUCUAUUAUUUAUUAUCUUUGAAUGAGUUCCCUUCAUAUUUGAAUGUUUUCCUCACCCUGUGUAGGUCCUCGAUGGUGUGGUGCUUCAUGGUGUAGAAGUGGGCGCAGGCGUACUCCACCAGUGCGCCAAAGAUGAAGGUGAAGCAGAUUCCCAGGUAAACGUCGAUGGCCUUGAUGAAGCAGUUGGCAUUGGGCAGGGAAGUGCGGGCGCCCAUCAUCAGUGUGGUCAUUGUCAGGACUGUUGUUACUCCUGGAAAAUACAUCAUCACAGUGUUGUUUUCAUAAUGUACGGUGGUGGAUGAACCUCUAAUCCAUGUAUUGGUAUCGUUAUUGUUUUCUCCUUUGCUUUUGCUGUUGCUCUUUUAUGUGAGGGUCAAAUUGUGUUGAACUGGUUGCUGAUGAUGAUAUGUUGAUAUCUGUAAACACAACACUGUUGAAGUUAUUAGUUGAGUGAUUAAGUUCAACAUCUUCAUAUUUAAAUUUUGU
Anarrhichthys ocellatus (wolf-eel) is the source of this 4995-nucleotide messenger RNA. RefSeq names its product actin filament associated protein 1-like 1a (gene afap1l1a). Gene Ontology annotation, molecular function: SH3 domain binding. NCBI's taxonomy places the organism in Eukaryota, Metazoa, Chordata, Actinopteri, Perciformes, Anarhichadidae. Gene Ontology annotation, cellular component: cytosol. The record is from RefSeq and is a predicted model, not a curated record. The transcript is spliced from 19 exons. The coding region runs from base 469 to 2760 and encodes 763 amino acids.